CCGGGGAGAUAAUCUGUGCCUGAGCCCACACCUCCCUCACCCGCAGCCAUGGACGCCACUCUGCUCCUGAAUGUGGAAGGGGUCAGGAAAACCAUCCUGCACGGAGGCACAGGGGAUCUCCCCAACUUCAUCACCGGGUCCCGGGUGAUCUUCCACUUCCGCACCACGAAAUGUGACGACGAGCGGACGGUGAUAGACGACAGCAAGCGCGUGGGCCACCCCAUGCACAUUAUCAUCGGGAACAUGUUCAAGCUGGAGGUCUGGGAGGUGCUCCUGACGUCCAUGCGCAUCGGCGAGGUGGCCGAGUUCUGGUGCGACUCCAUCCACACAGGGGUCUACCCCAUCCUGUCCCGGAGCCUGCGGCAGGUGGCGGAGGGCAAGGACCCCACAGAGUGGCACGUGCACACGUGCGGGCUGGCCAACAUGUUUGCCUACCACACGCUGGGCUACGAGGACCUGGACGAGCUGCAGAAAGAGCCACAGCCUUUGAUCUUUGUGAUAGAGCUGCUGCAGGUCGAGGCCCCGAGCGAGUACCGGCGGGAGACGUGGAGCCUGAGUAACGAGGAGAAGCUGCAGGCGGUGCCCGUCCUCCACGGGGAAGGGAACCGGCUCUUCAAGCUGGGCCGAUACGAGGAGGCCUCCACCAAGUACCAGGAGGCCAUCGUGUGCCUGCGGAACCUGCAGACCAAGGAGAAGCCCUGGGAGGUGCAGUGGCUGAAGCUGGAGAAGCUGAUCAACACCCUGAUCCUCAACUACUGCCAGUGUCUGCUGAAGAAGGAGGAGUACUACGAGGUGCUGGAGCACACCAGCGACAUCCUGCGCCACCACCCAGGCAUCGUGAAGGCCUACUACGUGCGGGCCCGGGCCCACGCGGAGGUGUGGAACGAGGCGGAGGCCAGGGCGGACCUUCAGAAGGUGCUGGAGCUGGAGCCGUCCAUGCAGAAGGCGGUGCGCAGGGAGCUGAGGCUCUUGGAGAGCCGCCUGGAGGAGAAGAGGGAGGAGGAACGGCUGCGCUGCCGAAACAUGUUGGGCUAGGGCAGGGAGCGGGCCUCCGGGCCUCCCCGGCCUCCUCCGGCCUCCCCCGGCCGGCCCCGGCCGCGUCCUCCCCUGACUCUUCAGACUCCUCUGGCCUCCCUUGGCCUCCUCCUGCCCCCCUCCUCCACUGACGUCUGGCCUCCCUCAGCCUCCUCCGGCCUCCCCCAGCCUCCCGGGCCUCCCCGGCCUCCCCGACCCCCUCCUCCACUGACUCUCCGGCCUCCCCCAGCCUCCUCCUGCCCCCCUCCUCCCCCCCUCCUCCACUGACUCCCCAGCCUCCCCCACUUCCCUGGCCUCCCCUGUCUCCCACAGCCUUCAAUGCCACCCGACCUCCCCUGGUUAUUUUUGUUGCUUCCUCUAGAAUUCUCUCUGGAGUCCCCACCACUCCCUUCUGUGCGGGGUGACCACUGGACCUUUGCUUCUGCUCUGUCCCCACUGUUAACACCUGUGCUCCUUCUGUAGCCAAAACCAAGUUUCUGUGCUUUGUCCACAGGCUGACUUUAAAAUGAGAAAACCAAUAAACGGUGUAAGUUUCCCCAAAGGCC
Herpailurus yagouaroundi (jaguarundi) is the source of this 1580-nucleotide messenger RNA. RefSeq names its product AIP like 1 HSP90 co-chaperone (gene AIPL1). The transcript has 6 exons. Gene Ontology annotation, molecular function: peptidyl-prolyl cis-trans isomerase activity; protein binding. NCBI's taxonomy places the organism in Eukaryota, Metazoa, Chordata, Mammalia, Carnivora, Felidae. Bases 49 to 1035 code for a protein of 328 amino acids. The record is from RefSeq and is a predicted model, not a curated record.